Molecule: messenger RNA, 684 nt
Organism: Dissoconium aciculare CBS 342.82
Lineage: Eukaryota; Fungi; Ascomycota; Dothideomycetes; Mycosphaerellales; Dissoconiaceae
Exons: 1
Coding region: 1-684 (227 amino acids)
Cellular component (GO): mitochondrial large ribosomal subunit
Molecular function (GO): structural constituent of ribosome
Source: RefSeq, a predicted model, not a curated record
AUGUCCGGCACAUUUAUCUCACCAAGGCUACGGCCAUCACUCCUCUCAGCGGAACCCAUCGACUACAUCUGCAAUGCCUGCUCCCGCCGCAGCGUAGCCACAUACCGACGAACGCGCAAAGCGUUAAAAGUCGUCGGCGCCCAGAAAAGCGGCUCGACGACCGAACACGAAGACCACAUCAUCUUCAACCCGCCCUCGAGCGCACCCAACGUCUAUCACACGCCCUACAAAUUCCUCCCGUCAACAGACAAACGCAAAGCCCUGCUCGCCCGACACAUGGCCACGACCAGCGGCCUCUCAUCACCGCCCACCUCAUCAUCAUUAUCAUCACCCCAAUCCACCCUCGCCGCCAUCGCCGCCGCCCGCCGACAACAAUCCGCCGCCUCCCUCCCCCAACCUCUCAAGCCCGUCAAGGAGAAACGCUACCACCUCGGCCAAGCCGAAGUCGACGAAAUGCGCCGGCUACGUGCCGAAAACACGCGUGCAUGGCCCUUGCAGAAGUUGGCCGAGAAAUUCGACUGCUCGGUGUACUUCGCGACGCUGUGCUGCUAUGGCAUCGGCGACAAGGACCUGUUCGCGGAGCGCGCGCACGAGAUGGCGGCGGUGAAGAGUCGGUGGGGCCGGAAACGCACGGAGGCCAGGGAGGAUCGCGCCGAGAGGAAAACUCUCUGGGGAGCGGCGUGA